AGGAAACGAAGCAUCACCAGCUUUUGCUCCUGCGGAGGGCUCCCGAUGGUGGUCGUGGGAGCGAAACUCGUUAGAAACGAUGCAAAUUAGUAGUAAACAGGCCCUCGCCCCUUAAGGGGAAGCUGCGGUCAAAGUCUUCUUUCCGCCCCUCCCAGCUGCACUCUCCAUACUCCGCAGCGCUGGGAGCGAGCGCGUUGCCUCUCAUCUCCCCGCUGCUCUCUCCGCUGCGCUUUCCUUCGAGGUCGCACCUCUUCCUGAAGAGGAUGGGAGCCUCUCCUCGGAGGAGCCCGCAGCCUCUCGGGCCGCCGGCGCCCCCUCUCUCCCGCUCCGGAGGAGCCCUCCUCGCGGUUCUGCUGCUGCUCACGCUGCCGGCGGCCUGGGGUAAUUGCAAAGCCCCGGCACAGCUCCCGUUUGCCAGGCCUACAGAACCGAUUGAGAAGUUUGAGUUUCCCAUUGGGGCAUCUUUGAACUACAUAUGCCGCCCUGGUUACUACAAGAAACAGUUCCGUAUCACCUGCCAAGAGAAUUUGACCUGGUCAAGUGCUGAAAACAAAUGUGAACGUAAAUCAUGUGGAACUCCUCCAGAACUCAUAAAUGGCAGAAUGACUAUAAACGGAGACACCAAGUUUGGAUCAACUGUUAAUUAUGCUUGUAAUGAAGGAUACCGACUCAUUGGUCAGCCCUCUAGCACGUGCCUCAUCUCGGGCAAUACUGUCGUCUGGGAUAACAACCCACCUACUUGUGAAAGAAUUCCUUGUGGGCCGCCCCCAAACAUUGCCAAUGGAAGUUUCACUAGCAUCAACAGAGAAUAUUUUCCAUACGGGACGGUGGUGACCUAUCGCUGCAAUUCUGGACAGAGAGGGAAAAAGCCGUUUGAGCUUGUGGGCCAGCCGUCAAUAUAUUGCACCAGCAAAGACAACCGCGUCGGCACGUGGAGCGGCCCUCCCCCUCAGUGCAUUAUACCUAAUAAAUGCACACCUCCGGAAAUUGAAAAUGCAAUCAUAGUAUCUGAGCGCAAAACCUUAUAUUCCUUAAAUGAAAUCGUGGUGUUUAUGUGUGAGUCCGGCUUUGACAUGAAAGGACCCUCCAGUGUGAAAUGCCAACCUCGAAACAGAUGGGAACCACAGCUGCCAAGCUGCUCUAGGCUAUGUGCGCCGCCUCCAGAAAUUCCGCAUGGUAAGCCCACCCCAAGCGACAAGGACAGUUUUUCCCCUGGGCAGGAAGUAUUCUACAGUUGUGAGCCUGGCUAUGAUCUCAGAGGGACUGCUUCUGUGCGCUGUACGCCCCAGGGAAACUGGAGCCCAGCAGCCCCUAUGUGUGCAGUGAAAUCAUGUGAUGACUUCCUGGACCAACUCCCUAACGGCCGUGUGCUCUUUCCACUUAAUUUCCAGCUUGGGGCAAAAGUGUCCUUCAUUUGCAAUGAGGGGUUCCGUUUAAAGGGAAGUUCUGCUAGCUACUGUACCUUGGUUGAAAUGAAAAGCCUUUGGAACAACAGUGUUCCUGUGUGUGAGCAAAUCUUUUGUCCAAGCCCUCCAUCUAUCCUUAAUGGGAGCCACACCGGAACUCCUCAGGGAGACGUUCCCUAUGGAGAGGAAAUUACUUAUAUGUGUGACCCCCGCUCGGCCAGAGGGAUGACCUUCAACCUCGUCGGGGAGAGCACCAUCCGCUGCACAAGCGACGGUGAAGGGAAUGGGAUUUGGAGCGGCCCUGCCCCUUACUGUGAACCUGCUGGUCCUGCUGGUUACUGUAAAGCCCCAAAACAGUUUCCAUUUGCCAAGCCUGCAACUCAGACUGAUGAAUCUGAGUUUCCAGUUGGGACAUCUUUGACUUUUAAAUGUUCCCCUGGGUAUUUUGAGUCUACGUUUUCUAUCACCUGCUUAGAAAACUUGGUCUGGUCCAGUGCCGAAGAUACGUGUAGACGAAAAUCAUGUGGAGCUCCUCCAGAACCCUUCAAUGGCAUGGUACAUAUAAACACAGACACCCAGUUUGGAUCAACAGUGAAUUAUUCUUGUAAUGAAGGGUAUCGACUCGUUGGCUCCCCUUCUGCAGCUUGUCACCUCUCAGGCAAUACUGUCACUUGGGAUAAGGAAACACCUAUUUGUAAGAAAAUCUUUUGUCCAAGUCCUCCAUCUAUCCCUAAUGGGAACUACCCCAGAACUUCUCAGGGAGACGUUCCCUAUGGAGAGGAAGUUACUUACAUGUGUGAACCCCGCUCGGCCAGAGGGAUGACCUUCAACCUCGUCGGGGAGAGCACCAUCCGCUGCACGAGCGAUGGUGAAGGGAACGGGAUUUGGAGCGGCCCUGCCCCUUCCUGUGAACUUGCUGGUCCUGCUGCAUGCCCACAUCCACCCAAGAUCCACAAUGGGCAUUACAUUGGAGAACAUCCAUUUCCAUAUCUUCCUGGGAUGACGGUCAGCUACACUUGUGACCCAGGCUACUUGUUGGUGGGAAGGAACUUCAUCUUCUGCACAUACCUGGGAACCUGGAGUCAUUUUGAACAUUAUUGCAGAGAGGCAAAAUGUAGACUCCCAGCGCAUAUGAAUGGAAUCCGGAAGGACGUGGAAAUGAGAAAAGUCUAUCACCAUGGAGAUAAUGUAACUUUUGAGUGCGAAGAGGGGUAUACUCUGAAAGGUAGUCCCCAGAGCCAGUGCCAGGCAGAUAACACGUGGGACCCUCCUCUGGCCAUAUGUGCAUCUAGCACACACGAUGCUCUCAUAGCUGGCAUUUUCUUUGGCACGAUCUUCUUUCUUUUACCCAUCAUCGUGGCCGGUUGGAUAAUUGUGAAGCACAAACAAGGCAAAACGACAGAUGAAAAAUGUAAGGAGAGUAUCCAUUUACACCCUCAAGAAGACAGCGGUGUAAGUCCUCAAACUGUGCAAACAAAUCAGGAGAACAGCAGGUACCUAAUGUACAUAUUGAAUUCAUAACGUUGUCAAUAACUCAGAUAGCGAAAGAGAGAACAGGAUGUGCCUAAGAUGUCGCUCUGGCUGGAUCACUGGGACCACCGGAGAUAGAAAGUUCUUCAGGAACCGGAAAUGCCUUGGUUGUUCUUUUCUUAGAUUCUUGUUUCCAGGGGGUUGGGUGAUGGCUGUCAGCGCUGUGCUCCGGGCACUGUUUUCUCAAAGCAUUCCUGUAUUUUUGUGCGCUGGUGCUAUAAACCUUCGAGAAGAAGCAAGCUUUUGUUUUCUUGUGGAACGCAGGCAUUUGGCACUUGGGUGUCCCCCUGGCUCCCCCUUCCCUUAAAUGUGCAGGAUCACCUGGGGAUCCUGUGGAGACUUCGCAUUUACCUCCCCCUGCUUUCUGACUCCCACUGAAUUCUCUGCCUCACCAGGUCUCCUAGGACUGCUCUCUCCUUCCUGUUUCCUGUCCUCCCCAACAGGGGCUUGUCACCACACCUCAUCCCUGCAUGCCACCUAGUCAAAGUACCAGCCUACUACCAUAGCUGUUGGGUGGUCACUGUUUAGCUGUUUGCUACAGGACCGGGGUGAAAAGGGAAAUUACCAAACUAUGUGCACCGAAGUGGCACACACGUAGAAGUGAAUAUUAAAAAUCAAUGGACUAAAAAGUGACUGUUUUGUAAAUAUAGGUAUUGGAACCCAGCCUCCCCCACUGUCAGCCUAUUUAUGGCUGCUUUCAUGCUCUAACAGCAGAAUACAGAGACCAAGACUUACUAUCUGGUCCUUCAGAAGAAAAAUGCCAAACCCUGAACUCUAUCAUAUGAUCAGGAUUUUCUCACUGUUUAGUUCCCCUAUAAGCCUUGGCUUUCCAGUCUUUUCCUAGGCCACUCUCACAUUAGACACUCAUCAGUUUUGUUAAAAUCUUUAAUGUGUUCUCAGGGUACCUCAUUUUGACUCUUGGUCUUGUCGUAAAUUCAAAAUUCCAUUUUUUCUUUAUCAUACAGAGCAAUUCACCCAGUCCUUGGCUUCAGCCCAGUCCUUGGCUUCCUCUGGCUGGGCCUAAGUAUCCUAAAAUUUUUAUUCAGACUCUUGGGUGUCUGAAACACCAGCACGAAAAUGCCAUAAAGGGGACUGGCCACUCCUGUAGAAAGCAGAAGCAAAAAGUAUCAUGUGUUUUCGUCAAUUUCCUUUCUGUCCUCUUUCCCAUAUAUCAAUGUGCACUUAUCUAAACUUGGCAUUUUAUAUCUGCACACAUGUCCCAAAUCUUAAAUUCAACAUCGGACAGUAGAAGUAGCCACAGGAAAAGGCAAGGGGUCAGAGAGGCAUUUUAUAAUCAAGACACAGGCAAUUCAAAUCGUUUGAACAAAUAUAUCGGGUAUGGUCAACUUUCUCCUGAAUAGAAAUUUGUGAAUCGCUAGGUUUGUUUUCUGGCUUGUACUCACCUUGCUUUUGCUGAACAGUUUGUUUUUCAUGACUGUUUAUGGAAGCAAAUGAAAUGUGCACUGCUUUUUAAAAAACUCAGUAAUUAGCUUUUUGAAGCUAUAAUAACCAUCAGCCUGAUUCUUCUCAAAAGAGCAUAUACCUAGAGCAGCUUGACUACUAUAUCAGUAGGAUAUAGAAGUCAUGAGACAGGAAUGGCAUGAUUUCCUAGGAGAGUGUUUUUUUUUUCUACUGUGAUCCCAGUAGUUUGAAAUGAAAAGAGCAUUAUUUAUAUCUUAACACAAAUACAUAGGUAUAGGAACAGAAGUCAAAUAAUGCAGAUUUUAAGAUCAAAUAAGACAGAUAAUACUAUGCUUUCAGGAAUACUUUACAUUAUGCCUCCGAGGCUCUUGGGGUGAUGUACUGCUUGUCCUUUACUAUGAUGGAAAAGCUGGGCCAGGCUGAUUCAUCCCCAGCCGGAUUGUCACCCACUGUAAACACACAAAGUAACUGCCCACUGUGAGGGCAAUGGUUGUCUUUACGAAAGUCCAUUCAAAAAUAAUGCAGAAUUAUACUUAAAAUAUCAUUUGAUAUCUCCUCAAUCCUGGCCGGUUACCCACCUAAACACUUUACCAUUUUCCUUCCAAUCCUAUCUGCAUUACUCCGCUCAGAAUUCACUCACCCAAGAAGCCCUCCCAAUGUGCUGUGGUCCAAAGUAAUGUCUUUCUUUGGCACUCGUAGAACUUAGUGCCUAUACCAUUUUGAAAAUAGUGUCUUUUAAUAGUAGUAUGUGCUUAUUGAAAAGGUAGAAAAUACACAAAAUAUAAAGUAUAUAAAAAUGAGCUAUAAUAGCCUUCAUCCAGUGGCUAGUACACUUAAGCUUCUUCACAUUUACAGGGUUAUACACUGAGAUUAUAUUGACUGUAUAACAUUAUUCCUGGUGUGGUUUCUACCAAAUAAACACCAUCCUUUUAUCAUUAAAAACUGUAUAUAUGCUUAUAUGCCAUAGUAUCCAAUAUUUCAUUUAUUGUUUUUGCCCAGUAACGCCAAUGCAUUCAUUCGCUUGCUCAUUCAUUCUUCAAACAUUUGUCACUUGUAAUCUACCAAUAUUGUACUUAUGUGUUUUCUUUCCCAUGCUAAAUUAACUUAUGAGUAAGUUAAUUUCCCCAAAUUCUAAGUACAGACUUACUAAAAUGAGAAGUGUACACUAAACAGUUGAGAAUAAAUUUAUCAAAAUUUCA
Messenger RNA from Felis catus (domestic cat), 5557 nucleotides. It is a transcript of the gene CR1L, whose product is annotated as complement C3b/C4b receptor 1 like. Lineage: Eukaryota; Metazoa; Chordata; Mammalia; Carnivora; Felidae. The transcript is spliced from 18 exons. The coding region runs from base 264 to 2927 and encodes 887 amino acids. The record is from RefSeq and is a predicted model, not a curated record.